UACAUGAACCAGGAGAUCAAGAUGCAGGCGGCAGCCUUCAAAGACAAGAAACGGGGGUCCCCAGACAAUAAAGAAGGUGCAGAUGACCCUGCCUAUGAGAAUAUCAUCUUCAAAACCCAGCAGCAGCCAAAGGGCAGUCAUUCACCAGCCAAGAAUAAGGCCCAGUCCAAGCCACCCUCCGACCCUGCCCAGGUCCCCCGUUGGUUGCCUAGAGCCAUGAUGAACCUGUAUGUUGUCCUUGUUGUGUCCUGCGUCAUCCUCUUAGUCUUGGUCCUGGUGAAGAAUUCCGAGAUGUCCCAGGAGCUGCUGGUCUUGAAAAGGGAGCUCCAGAACGUCUCUCUUUCGGUGGGAGAGUGCCAGGAGGGGAAGAAGCGCUGGAGCGAUGUCGAUCAGAGCAUCAAGGCGGCCAAGCAGAGCAUUGACAUGGUCAAGAGCAAGGUCCAUGAAGGGAACCAGAAACUGAGGACGCUGGCGACAGUCUCAAACAUAAACGAAAUCAAGACUACAUUACAGGAAAUCCUCCAGAUGCUGAAGAUGUCAAAUCCAAAGCCCACACCUCAAUAAAAGAAAAGACAUCAGAGCCCUGGCUGCACCUCGGAGGACAAGAUAGCACCUCUCGAUGAAGAUGGAAAAUGGGGGCCCCAGCCUGGUCUGAUGCUGCGCUUCAUCCCACGUGUAGAAAAUCAUGUGUCUUGGUGAAUGUGUUGUGGAGUUGCGUGUGGGCAUGUGUGCUCGUGUGUCGGGGUAAGCACUUCAUGGAGGGUGGGUAUUUCAGUGUUUCCCACAGGAAGGUGUUAUGGGUGAAUGUUGAAGGUGGGAGUCAUAGCGAGUGUGGUGUGCACCCCUAUGUCACUGUACAUGUGAUGCAUAUGUGUAUUGCGGCAUGUUGUGAGUGUAAUGCAUGUCUCCGUGGGUGGCUGUGACACAGAAGUGUGUCACUGUGGGUGUGGGUGUUGGUGACACGUGUUGCACGUGCCCAUUUCAGCAUAAACACAUGUGUGUC
Messenger RNA from Balaenoptera acutorostrata (minke whale), 1003 nucleotides. It is a transcript of the gene MCEMP1, whose product is annotated as mast cell expressed membrane protein 1. The transcript is spliced from 7 exons. Lineage: Eukaryota; Metazoa; Chordata; Mammalia; Artiodactyla; Balaenopteridae. The record is from RefSeq and is a predicted model, not a curated record. Bases 4 to 564 code for a protein of 186 amino acids.